AUGGAUCCUAAUAACCGUCUCUACCUCAACUUCGGCAAUGGCAACGAGCGACUGGGCUCUUCCGACCGACAGUAUCCCACCACACCCUCGACCUUCCCCCAGCCUGUUUUCGGUUCCCAACAAGCCCCGGGCGGCCAGCAGUAUGGCGGUAGUGGUGGUUACGCUCCUGCGAACAAUUACUUUCCGCCGAAUCAGCAUGGCGCUCAGGGCGGCUCGUACCAGCCGCGAUCCAACACCCCGGGUACUAAUGACCCCAACGUGGGCCUAGCUCACCAAUUCUCCCACCAGAAUCUGGGAGGGGCGGCUCGGGGUGCCUACGGGUCGCGUGGCGCGUCCAGCCAGCGACCUCGAACCGCUGGCUCCUCCGGCCAGCCGGGCUACGGCCACGCGAACGCGCCUCCGCUCCCCACCUCAGGAAACCGUCAAACGUCCGACUUCCAGCCCGCGCCCGAGCGGAACCCCGAAAAAUACGGGCUGGGCGCGAACAAUAAUCAGAAGAAGUGCUCGCAAUUGGCUGCCGAUUUCUUUAAGGAUAGCGUGAAGCGCGCUCGAGAGCGCAAUCUGAGGCAGAGCGAGAUGGAGCAGAAGCUGCAGGAGUCAGGCCAGUCCUCGUCGAGACGCGAGCAGAUCUGGCAGAACGGCGGGAAGAAGGAGGCUCGCUAUCUACGGUUUCUGCGGACUAAGGACAAGCCGGAGAACUACGUCACGGUCAAGAUCAUCGGCAAGGGCGCUUUCGGAGAGGUGAAGCUGGUCCAGAAGAAGUCGGACGGUCAGGUCUACGCUAUGAAGUCCCUUAUCAAGACCGAAAUGUUUAAAAAGGACCAACUGGCUCACGUACGGGCCGAGCGAGAUAUCCUCGCUGAGUCCGACAGCCCCUGGGUGGUUAAGCUCUUCACGACUUUCCAGGAUGCCAAUUUCCUAUACAUGCUUAUGGAAUUCCUGCCCGGUGGUGAUCUGAUGACGAUGCUUAUUAAGUAUGAGAUCUUCUCGGAGGAUAUCACGCGAUUUUACAUUGCAGAAAUCGUAUUAGCCAUCGAGGCGGUUCACAAGCUUGGCUUCAUUCAUCGUGACAUAAAGCCCGACAAUAUCCUGCUUGACCGAGGCGGGCACGUUAAGCUUACCGACUUUGGUCUGUCUACCGGUUUCCAUAAGCUCCACGAUAACAACUAUUACCAGCAGCUCCUCCAGGGCAAGUCGAAUCGGCCGAAGGACCGGAACUCUGUUGCUCUCGACCAAAUCAACCUGACGGUCAGCAACCGUUCUCAAAUCAACGACUGGAGGAAGUCUCGGAGACUGAUGGCCUACUCGACGGUGGGGACGCCCGACUACAUCGCACCCGAGAUCUUUACCGGACACGGUUACACGUUUGAUUGCGAUUGGUGGUCGCUGGGCACCAUUAUGUUCGAAUGCCUGGUUGGGUGGCCCCCCUUCUGCGCAGAAGAUAGCCACGAUACGUACCGUAAGAUCGUGAACUGGCGCCAAUCCCUGUACUUCCCGGACGACAUUACGCUUGGCGCGGAAGCGGAGCAUCUGAUCCGAAGCCUCAUCUGCAAUACUGAGGUCAGACUGGGACGAAGCGGGGCUCAGGAGAUAAAAGGCCACGCAUUCUUCCGCGGGGUGGAGUUCGACAGCCUCCGCCGCAUUCGCGCUCCGUUCGAGCCGCGGCUGACCUCGGCUAUCGACACGACGUACUUCCCGACAGACGAGAUCGACCAGACCGAUAACGCGACGGCGCUGCGGAACCAGGCCCUCUCGACGGGCAAGCAGGUCGAAGAAUCACCCGAGAUGAGCCUGCCGUUUAUUGGAUACACCUUCAAGCGGUUUGAUAACAACUUCCGCUAA
Durotheca rogersii is the source of this 1842-nucleotide messenger RNA. RefSeq names its product serine/threonine-protein kinase cot-1. Gene Ontology annotation, biological process: intracellular signal transduction; peptidyl-serine phosphorylation. Gene Ontology annotation, molecular function: protein serine/threonine kinase activity; ATP binding. The record is from RefSeq and is a predicted model, not a curated record. Lineage: Eukaryota; Fungi; Ascomycota; Sordariomycetes; Xylariales; Xylariaceae. The transcript has 4 exons. The coding region runs from base 1 to 1842 and encodes 613 amino acids.